Molecule: messenger RNA, 778 nt
Organism: Phodopus roborovskii (desert hamster)
Lineage: Eukaryota; Metazoa; Chordata; Mammalia; Rodentia; Cricetidae
Gene: Tspan16
Product: tetraspanin 16
Cellular component (GO): membrane
Source: RefSeq, a predicted model, not a curated record
UGCAAUCAUGGCUGAAAUACACACACCAUAUUCUUUCUUGAAGAAACUGUUGUCUUUAUUCUGUGGCUUCACGGCUGUGUCUGGCAUGGCCCUCAUUGGCCUGGCUCUUGGGGUCACGUAUGGAGAGGCCACAAUGACGAAGGUCCUUGGGAUGUCGUCUGCCUACCUCUUUCACUCCGGUUAUCUGAGCCUGGGAGUGGAAUUCAUCACCACAGGGCUCAGCCUUGCCGGGUGGUACGGGAUGAUUUCCCUGUCCCUGCUUAUUAUUGUCAUUCUGGAAGUUGUGAUGGCCUCCGUGGUGCUUGUAUUCUUCCCACUCUCUCUCAUAACCCAGGUUAGCUUCCAACUCACUAAGAAGUUGUCUGACUAUGGGCUCUGGACCCUUCUACCUCCUCAGCGCUGGGAUGACAAGAGUAGGAAUUACUGCGAAUACAGUGAGGCAGAUGGCUUCUCUAUACAGUGGAACCGUGUCAUGGAGAAGCUGAAGUACUGUGUGAGUAACCACACAGCUUUUGUUGGCUCUUCCUUUCAAGUGACAAGUGGCCACAGCUACCCCAGGGGCUGUUGUAAAUCCAUAGGCAGUGCAAACUGUGAUGGGCACAAUGUGUCCUUGGAUGUCAUCUCCAGGAGGUAAUUCAAACCUUUUGGCUGCUUUGUCAAACUUCUGAAAAUCACCAGGGCUCAGAGUUUCUCCCUGAGCACAGUCUCCUUGGGAGCAGCAGUGGUGCAGCUGCCAGGAAUUCUUGCCACCUUACUGCUGUUCAUCAAGCUGAGCUGA